Molecule: messenger RNA, 8968 nt
Organism: Durotheca rogersii
Lineage: Eukaryota; Fungi; Ascomycota; Sordariomycetes; Xylariales; Xylariaceae
Product: translational activator GCN1
Exons: 4
Coding region: 280-8307 (2675 amino acids)
Biological process (GO): cellular response to amino acid starvation; regulation of translation
Cellular component (GO): cytosol
Molecular function (GO): protein kinase regulator activity
Source: RefSeq, a predicted model, not a curated record
ACGACAUCCACCCGGCCUGACUCUUACCUGAGACGACACCUCCGGGGGGGGCUUCUAUCACAAUAUCCACCAGUUGUGCGCGCCCGUCCAGAGAAAGAAGACAGCAGGAAGGGCAGAAGAAAAAAGAGAAAAGGCGAGCGAGCGAGCGAGCUUCGGUUUCGACUGAAAACAAGCCCUCUUCCUCCUACCUACCUCCCUCUCUGUACCCUCGCUUUCUCUGUCUUUACCUACCGACCAACCCACCUAUCAUGUCCAUAGACCUCCCGUCUGAUCGCCAAAAUGACUGAAGAGGCUGCGAAUGGUGCCCUUCAGCAAGCCAUCGACUUGCCCUCGGCCCGGGCUGCCCUCUUCUCCUCUUCCACCAAGACGCGCAUAGCCCGCUUGCGAGCGAUCGACGAGAAGUUGAAGGACAAGACAAUCGAUCCGUCCGUCGUGCCAGCCUUAUUGCGGUUGCUCUUUGAUACACACUCCUUAUAUGAUGAUCGCCCUUCCAGGAAGGCUACCGAGACCUGCCUUGUUGCCGUUCUCGAGACCACUACCGACGCGAAGGUCCUGGCGCCCUUCGUUUCCGCUCUACGAUCCGAGUCCCAGAAGCCCGGUAUAGCCGCCAAGAGUGCAUUCGUCUUGGUUGAGUGGUGCUCCGUUCUUCUGGGGGAGCUUGCCGGCUCUCCCCUGUGGGACCAAUUCGGGUUGGAAGUUAUCCAGGCCAACGCUGCCGCCCUCGAGAAAUGUCUCCAGUCGGCUAGGCCGAGCGUCGCGCAGUCAGCCUUAGUCGUCACUCGUCGUGGCUUGCGCGCCGCCUUCUGGCGUAAUGAGUUCCGAGAGAAGCUCAUUCAGGACGCCGUACAAACCUUGACAGCUAAGGGGGCCCAGCCGACAGCUAAGAAUGCUGCCAUGUUAGGGGUAAUUGCCGGCGUGUGCUCUCGCCACUCCCGGGCCAAGGACGUCUUAGCUGCGAGAGCACCUGACUACUUCGCCUUCUUCACUCGCGAGCUUGUGGGCUCUCGUACACCCAUCCCCACCCACAUCGCUACUGGUCUUGAGGAUUUCUUCUCUGACUUCUUGUCGCCGGAGCAGCUUGCGACGGACGUCGUACCACCGAUGGAGAAGGGCUUAUUGCGUGCCCCGGAAGUGGUCUUGGAUCUGGUUGCCUCGCUUCUCCGCCUCCUCCCCGAUGGCCUAGAUCUUUCUCUGAUACUCCGUGGGCACCUCCUAAAGCCCCUGAUAUCGAAUGCCAAAUCUAGCAAUCCGGCUACCCGAGAGAGCGUGUUGGCUGUCUUCAGGAUAGCUGUUACUCGAAGCCGCGACGCUAAGAUCGUGGAGCAAGUCGUUGACGAAGUGCUUAACCCGCUCAAGUCCGGAAAGUUAGCUUCCGCAGACCAACGCGUGCUCCAUUCGGAAAUGUUAGAACACGUCCCGUUAUCCGCCCCGACAGCGACGAAGAUUGCUAAUGGUCUCCCUCCUGUCGCUGCGAAAGAAGGAAACGAGGGGGCCCUUGCCGCGGAGAUCUCUGCGCUUAGUCGGGCGGUCUCUUAUCUCUUGAACGAUGAUACUGAUUUGCCCAAACCUGUCAUCGAUGCAUUCGCCAAAGGUCUAGCAGACAAGAAGACACCCUCACGUAGGCUAUGGACGCUCCACAUCGGGGACGUGCUUAUCCCCUUUGCGAAAGAAGCCGGCCCGGUCCCGGCAAAUGCCGCCAAACUAGCGGAGGCGAUAGCCGGUCCUAUCACGGACACCUGGGCCGAAAUUAACAAAAACCCCUCGGUGGCAGCUCAGAACGGGCUAAUCAUAGGCGCCUACGUCCUCUCUACGGUGUCCAUACAAGUGUUUUCGAAGAUCGAUAGCGCUAGCCUUAAGGCUGUGCUCAAGAAGAUAGCGGUUGCGAAAGAGUGUCUUGUGGCCGACCCCAAGCCCUCGUUCCUCCUUAAUCAUCGAAUCUACAGCCGAAUUUCUACGGAGGAUGAGGCGAGGUGGUUUCUCAGGGCACUUGUAGCCGUUUACGAUGAAGUAUCGAAAGCUCCGGUGAAUGUCCAAAUAGUUUGGUUCCAGGCUCUGAUUUACCUUGUGUCUUCUACCAGCGUUCCCGUUCAGAUCCGCAAGGAAACUUGCGAGAAUAUUUCAAAACUCUAUGUCCGAAAUCCUGCGUUCGUUUCUAGGGUUUCCGUGGAUGCUCUAUGGCGAUGGAUCGAAUCCUCACAAAUAGAGGAUAAGGACAGCAUAGCGGCAAGUGCAAAAUUUGACAAUACGAAUCUCCAUCUUGUCCUUCGCUCCAUCUGUCUUACUAGUGACGAGUUCGAGGCGCUGGGCGCACGGAGGAAUCAAGAGCUCCUCGCUACCCAGCUGUGCUCGUUCCUGGUCAUCGCUCGGGAUGACUUGAUAACAAGAGCGAGCUGGAUAGACCUAUGCCUGAGAGUCGGCCUCGAUCCUGGAAGUCUGGCCAAAGAGCACGAAGAAGAGUUAAUACAGCACAUAACAGAAAAGACAAGUUUCGACCAGAAGUUGAACACGAUUAGGGUUGCCGCUUACAACGCGGCAGCAGACCUUGCUUUCGUAGCACCAGACACCAUAACACCGAGGAUUGUGAAGUUAAUUCGGGCAGACCUAGCAGCAGAGGAGCUCAAGGACGUUGGCCCGGUCGAAGCCGCAAUAUUUCGAACACCGGAAGGCACAGCUUUCAUAGACGUCCUCACAAAGAAACAGACAUUACCCGACAAGAACACCAAAGACUACGACACUUUGAAGUGGGAGGAGGAGUUGAGGAACCAGUUGGCGCAGAAGAAGGGGCAGCAGAGAAAGCUAACCGCCGACGAGCAGGCCAAGGUCAAUGCUCAAUUAAAAAAGGAAUCCGUCAUUCGAAGAUCCAUCCAGCAGCUAGAGUCACGGCUGAUGCGUGGUUUUGGCAUCAUCAGAAGCCUCGUUCAUAGCCCAACGACCGAGCCGAACCUAUGGAUUGGGCCCUCCAUUAGUGCCCUAUUAAGUGCUUUGGAGGCUGGCGCAAGUUCCAUUACUGGCGAUGCUGGCCCUGCGGCUUACCUCGCGUGCUCCGAUCUCGUAACGCCCCGGUUAGGAGCUAUCCGGCCCUUUAUCGGCGUCGCAACGCUGCGUGCUCUUGGUGUCACUGCUAUCCCCGAAAACUUGACCCAAGAGGGCUUAGAAGAACUUGUGACGAGGGUUCUCUACCGUCUUCGCUUCGCCGGAGAGCAGAGGCCAUUCGAUGCUGUUUCCGUCAUAUACAUGUUGUCUCUGAUAUUUGUGAUACUGCGGACGGGAGGCAUCGGAGCCGGCGCUGACGAACGCGACGCUCAACUGGUCUUGGCCAUAGAGUUCCUCGCCUCCCACACCCAUAUCUGCGCCGAUGAAAGUAUCCCUCGCGCCGACUUACUGUCCGCCUUGAUCAACUCGAUGCAACAGUACAACCAGCAUUACAAGAUCAUCAAGGAUUGCUUCUCUGAUAUGGUUCGAUGUGUCGCACCGAACAUAAACCACGACGAGAUAGCUGUACUCGCAAAGGGCGUGAUUGUCUCGCAGGUCUCCGUCCGCGAGACCGUGCUGCAAUCGAUCAGCGCCGAUGUGGACAUGAGCGAUCUGAAUUUCUCCGAGGAAGUCUGGAUCGGCUGCCACGAUGAAAGUGGCGAGAAUUCUGACGUAGCCCGCGAGAUUUGGGAUGAGAGCGGGUUCGAGCUCUCCCGAGACGUGCCCUUCAAGAUGAUUCCGUAUCUCGAAAGCAAAGAUGCCCAGCUCAGGAGAGCUGCCGCGCGAUCCCUCGCUGAAGCGUGCAGAGCUCACCCUCAGGCUAUCGAGGACGUGCUAGUGAGACUCAAGUCCGCAUAUGUCGAGUUUUCCAAGCCUCGAGUUCCCCAGCUGGACGAAUUCGGCAUGCCUAAGAAGACCGACUUGUCGGAUCUUUGGGAGGCCCGGCACGGUUUUGCAGCCGCCUUCAGAGAGCUCGCCGCCUAUCUACAGAAGUCGCAGAUCGACGAGUUUUUCAACUUCCUCAUUGAAGAAGGCCCUCUAGGGGACCAAAAUGCCGUAGUGCGUAGCGAGAUGCUCGACGCAGGGAUUGUGGCCGUUGACCUUCACGGUAAAGAAUUCUUAGACAAACUUAUGGAGACGUUUGAGCGCACACUGGGUGCCCCUGAUAAGGGUUCGGAGGCCGCGGAUCGUGUUAACGAAGCGGUCAUCGUCAUAUAUGGUGCCCUGGCUAGGCAUCUCAAGCCCGGCGAUACAAAGAUUCCAAUUGUCUUAGAAAGACUGCUAGCUACUCUAAGCACGCCGUCCGAAGCGGUCCAAUACGCUGUGGCAGAAUGCUUACCGCCGUUGGUGCGGACUUGCGCUGACAAAUCGUCUAAAUACUUUGACCAGCUUCUCGACACACUCUUAAAUUCCAAAAGAUAUGCCGAGAAACGCGGUGCCGCGUACGGGUUGGCUGGUUUCGUCCAAGGUAGAGGAAUAUCGGUGUUGAGAGAGUAUCGCAUCCUCAUCACACUCAAGAGCGCGACCGAAAACAGGAAGGAGUCUCAACAGCGAGAGGGCGCAUUUCUCGCAUUUGAGCUCCUAGCUUCGCUCCUCGGCCGUCUAUUCGAGCCCUAUGUCAUCCAGAUCGUACCCCAGCUCUUGACUGGUUUUGGCGACAGUAGCGCCGACGUGAGAGACGCAUGCCUGGCGGCCGCCAAAGCAUGCUUCGCGAAGCUGAGUUCUUACGGUGUUAAACAGAUCUUGCCGACGCUCCUUAACGGCCUGGACGAUGACCAGUGGCGUAGCAAACGUGGUGCCUGCGAUCUCCUCGGCGCCAUGGCGUACUUGGACCCCCAGCAACUCGCACAAAGCUUGCCCGACAUCAUACCGCCGCUUACCGGCGUAUUAAACGACAGCCAUAAAGAGGUGCGCGCCGCGGCUAACAAGAGCUUGAAACGCUUCGGAGAGGUUAUCGAAAACCCCGAGGUUAAGAACCUGGUUGAUAUUCUGCUCAAGGCCCUUAGCGAUCCGACCAAGUACACCGACGAUGCUCUGGACGCACUCAUCAAGGUGCAGUUCGUACACUAUCUGGACGCGCCGUCGUUGGCCCUUGUUACCAGGAUCCUUCAGCGCGGCUUGGGAGACAGAUCGAAUACCAAGCGCAAGGCAUCCCAGGUGAUUGGAAGUCUCGCCCAUCUAACCGAGCGGAAAGACCUAAUAGCACACUUACCUGUGCUUGUAUCGGGCCUGAAAGUCGCGGCCGUGGAUCCGGUUCCGACGACCCGAGCAACUGCGUCACGCGCGCUGGGCUCGUUGGUCGAGAAGCUUGGCGAAGACGCUCUCCCCGAUCUCAUCCCGGGGCUCAUGCAGACUCUCAAAUCAGAUACCGGUGCUGGGGACCGUCUCGGUUCCGCUCAGGCUCUCAGCGAGGUCCUCGCCGGCCUGGGCACCACGAGGUUGGAGGAGACCUUACCAACGAUAUUACAAAACGUGGAAUCGGCAAAGCCUGCUGUCAGAGAGGGAUUCAUGUCGCUAUUCAUCUUCUUGCCGGUCUGCUUCGGUAACAGCUUUGCUAACUACCUAGGCAAGAUCAUCCCACCUAUCCUUGCUGGCCUCGCGGAUGAUAUCGAGUCCAUUCGCGAAACGGCUUUGCGAGCGGGCCGGUUGCUGGUCAAGAAUUUCGCAGCAAGGGCCGUGGACCUCCUACUACCCGAACUAGAACGAGGUUUAGCAGACGACAGCUACAGGAUCCGGUUGAGUUCCGUUGAGCUGGUGGGCGACCUCCUCUUCAACUUAACUGGUAUCAGCGGAAAGGCGGAGGAGGAAGAUGAAGAAGAGAACGCAAAGGAAGCAGGCGCGUCACUGCGCGAAGUGCUUGGCGAAGAGAAACGCAACAAGAUCCUCUCCGCUCUAUACAUUUGCCGUUGCGAUACUGCCAGUGCCGUCCGCGCGGCCGCUGUGGGUGUAUGGAAAGCUUUGGUUGCCACGCCGAGAACCUUGAAGGAGCUCACGCCCACUCUUACACAGCUAAUCAUCCGCCGCCUGGGAAGUUCUAAUAUGGAACACAAGGUGAUCGCUAGUAACGCGUUAGGAGAACUCAUACGAAAGGCCGGCGAUGGCGUCCUAUCAAGCCUGCUCCCCACACUUGAUGAAGGUCUCCAUACUUCAACCGACACGGAUGCCAGGCAAGGGAUCUGCCUAGCGUUGAAGGAACUCAUAGCGUCAGCGUCCGAAGAAGCUCUGGAAGAUCACGAGAAGACCCUGAUCUCCGUGGUGAGAACAGCCCUCACGGAUUCCGACGAAGAUGUCAGAGAGGCCGCUGCCGAAGCGUUCGAUUCGUUACAGCAGAUCGUCGGCAAGCGUGCCAUCGACCAGGUGCUUCCAUACCUCCUUAACCUUCUACGCUCCGAGGAUGACGCAGAUAAUGCGCUAUCCGCCCUGUUAACACUUCUCACGGAGACAACUCGGUCCAAUAUCAUUCUGCCAAACCUCAUCCCAACUUUGAUAACACCUCCGAUUUCUGCCUUUAAUGCCAAGGCGUUGGCAUCUCUGUCUCGAGUGGCGGGCACUGCUAUGAACCGUCGCCUGCCCAACAUUAUCAAUUCUCUCAUGGAUAACAUCGUCAAUUCCAAAGAUGAGGAACUCCGUACUGACUUGGAAGGCUCCUUCGAUAUUGUCAUACAAUCGAUCGACGAGUACGACGGACUCAACACCGCCAUGAAUGUCCUGCUGCAGCUAGUCAAGAACGACGACCACCGGAAGCGUGCCGUGACGGCUUCUCGACUUGCUAAUUUCUUCUCAAAUUCCACCGUGGAUUACUCACGUUACAACCAGGAUAUCAUCCGUGCUCUGUUGAUUUCCUUCGACGAUGGGGACAGAGACGUCGUCAAGGCGGCGUGGGCAGCGCUGAGCGAAUUCACCAAGAAACUUAAGAAGGAGGAGAUGGAGGCUCUUGUGCCGUCGACCAGGCAGACGUUGUUGCAGGUGGGCGUUGCGGGCUCGGAUCUACCAGGCUUCGAGCUACCCAAAGGUAUCAAUGCUAUCUUACCUAUCUUCCUACAAGGCCUCAUGAACGGGGCGUCGGAGCAGAGAACCAGCGCUGCGCUUGCCAUAUCCGAUAUUGUGGACAGAACUAGCGAGGCCUCCCUCAAACCUUUCGUCACGCAGAUUACGGGUCCUCUUAUUCGUGUGGUAUCCGAGCGAUCUACAGAUGUGAAAGCGGCAAUUCUCCUAACACUAAACAAUCUACUCGAAAAGAUGCCGACGGCACUCAAGCCCUUCCUGCCGCAGCUCCAGCGGACAUUUGCGAGGGCGCUGGCGGAUACCGGUAGCGACCUGUUACGGUCGCGUGCUGCCAAGGCGUUGGGCACUCUGAUCAAGUUUACGCCGCGUGUGGAUCCGUUGAUAGCGGAGCUCGUCACCGGCUCGAAGACAACGGACCAAGGCGUCAAGACGGCCAUGCUAAAGGCGCUAUACGAGGUUAUAAGUAAGGCUGGCGCUAACAUGAGUGAGGCCUCGCGGACGGCAGUCCUAAGCUUGAUUGAUAUGGACACGGAUAAUACGACUGACUCCGCGAUGACCGUGACCAAUGCCAAACUCCUCGGCGCGCUCAUUAAGAACGUACCUGCCGAUAUAGCUAAUGGCCUGUUGAAGAAUCGCGUGGCAACGGCUCACUUCAGCAACGCUUCAGUACUCGCACUAAAUGCAGUCCUCGUCGAGUCGCCGCAAACGCUUCUGGAGAGUCCCCUGGCCGAGGAGCUUCCCGCUUUGCUGUGCCAGGGGAUGUCGAACAAAAAUCUCUUCGUGGCGGACAACACUAUUUUAGCAACAGGCAAGUAUCUCCUGACAGACUCGCCAAAGUCUUUUGAAUCGACCAAACCGAUCUUCUCUAGCCUCGCGACAAUAAUUGGACCGGGAAACCCGUCGGACUCCCGCCGGCUAGCUCUAGUGAUCGUGCGCACCGUCUCGCGCAACAACCUCGAGAUGGUUCGCCCCCAUCUCCCGCUGCUGGCGCCGCCCGUGUUCGCCUCGGUGCGUGACCCGGUCAUCCCUGUGAAGCUAGCGGCCGAGGCGGCGUUCAUAGAAUUGUUCAGCGUUGUCGACGAGGAGUCGAAGGUGUUCGAUAAGUAUAUCGGCGGCGCCGGGGCCGAUCUCCCGGCCAACACCAAGCGGAGCAUACAAGACUAUUUUAAGAGGGUGGCUAUCAGACUCGGCAACCAGGCUCGGGAGAGGAGAGAGGCCGAAGGCGGGCAAGGCGGAUUAGGCUUGAGCGACGACGAGGUUGAAGACGAAAAGGAGAUAUGGAGCGUCGGUUCGGUGGAGAUCGGGGACGGUGUCUUCUCUCAAGAUUAGGCCGGCCGGCGUCGCCCCAUCGCGAUAAGGGGUAGAAGUAAAGGGAGGGCCGGGGGGCGUGUAUGUAGGUGUGUUUCACGAACAUAGUCGCAUCAUGAUGGAGAGCUUCACAUGCCGGGGUAGAUAACCCGUUUUUGUUACGCUUUUGUCUCCUGUACGGGUGAGUGAAGGAAUACACGGCCCCUACGCGAUCGGUUUAGAUCCCAUUGCUUAAAAAGGGGUCGCGUUAGCAGGUGACCGAUCUAUUAUUGAUUUACUACACCAUCUUGAGCGAGAUAGGCAUACUGAGCUAUCCUCUUGGUUGCGGCACUGCGUAGUAAAUCUCUUACGGGGACGGCUCAAGGGGGCUUAAUACCAAGAAGGCGGCAAAAAUAUCUUUAGGACUCGGGACAGAUCGAACGAAAUGUAUAUGCCUGUUACCUAGGUGCCUACAUCGUCGUACCUCAGGCACAUGAUGUCUCGUGUUCAUAUCAGCUGGGGAGCUAGGGGCGAAGGUAGGUAACGGGGGUAGAUUUACCAGCAAGCUUGGAAUGGAUUAUGGAGUUUAUGAAUUUAGCGAGUGACGUUGGCAUUAAAGAGUUUUAUUUGUUUUUUGGCUUUCCAAGCCCAAACCUGGACAGUGCCAUCUCGGUCACGUGAUGGGCCGGAUUGCCCUCUCGCU